CAUAGAGACGCGAGGCCUGGAGGCGAGCGAGCGACCGACCGCGGUGCCUUGUGGGAUGCCGGAGGAGCAGGGAGUGGGCGGUUCCGGUCCGGAUUGCGGCCUGGCAGCUGGGCGAGCGCGGAGGAGUCGAAAGCUCUCGGGGGGUUGGGCCCAGGUUCUGAAACUUGCAGUGACGGAACAUGUCUCAGUCAGGUGAAAAAGUAAAGUUUUCUGACUCAGCAGGCUAUGUGGGAUUUGCUAAUCUGCCCAACCAGGUCCACAGGAAGUCUGUAAAGAAGGGCUUUGAAUUCACUCUAAUGGUGGUUGGAGAAUCUGGUUUGGGAAAAUCCACCUUAAUUAACAGUUUAUUCCUGACUGAUCUUUAUCCAGAACGUUACAUUCCUGGAGCUGCAGAGAAAAUAGAGAGAACAGUCCAAAUCGAAGCUUCUACAGUAGAGAUUGAGGAGCGAGGGGUGAAACUCCGUUUAACAGUAGUUGAUACACCAGGAUAUGGCGAUGCCAUUAACAGCCAGGACUGCUUCAAAACAAUCAUCCAUUAUAUUGACAAUCAGUUUGAAAGAUACCUACAUGACGAGAGUGGUCUGAACAGGCGCCACAUUAUAGACAACAGAGUCCACUGCUGUUUUUACUUCAUAUCACCCUUUGGGCAUGGGCUGAAGCCUUUAGAUGUAGAGUUCAUGAAAGCGCUUCAUGGAAAAGUCAACAUUGUCCCUGUGAUUGCCAAGGCUGACACUCUGACACUGAAGGAGAGAGAGAGGCUGAAGAGAAGGGUUCUGGAUGAGAUUGCUGAGCAUGGCAUUAGGAUUUACCAGUUGCCUGAUGCAGACUCUGAUGAAGAUGAGGAAUUCAAAGAACAGACCAGGGUUCUGAAGGCUAGCAUUCCCUUUGCUGUUAUUGGGUCCAACCAGCUUAUUGAGGUGAAAGGAAAAAAAAUCCGAGGUCGUCUUUACCCUUGGGGAGUGGUUGAGGUUGAGAAUCCAGAGCACAAUGACUUCCUUAAAUUGCGCACAAUGCUGGUAACACACAUGCAGGACCUGCAGGAAGUGACCCAAGAUCUGCACUAUGAGAACUUCCGAUCGGAGAGAUUAAAACGCACUGGCAAGCCUGUUGAAGAAGAAGUUGUAGACAAGGAUAGGAUCCUCCAGCAGAAAGAGGCUGAGCUGCGUCGCAUGCAGGAAAUGAUUGCACAGAUGCAAGCCCAGAUGAGGAUGAAGCCUGGGGAUGAGUGAGAUGCUGAACAUGUGGCUGUACAAGUGAUACACGGUUCUCUUAAAAAUGGAUCAGUGCUUUAUUCUGUUUGAUGAUGCUAUUGAACACCAGUAACAACGCUCAAAUACGAUGCUGGAUGCGGCAAGACCUUGAGGGGGGGAAAGUCUUGAAGAUUGUGUUGUGAAACGAUAUUUGUUUUUAUAUCCAACCUUAAUCAUGCUAUCUGUAUCUUUUUUGAUCCUCUUGGUAAUUAUGUCCUCAUGCUUAUAAUGUGGGUUUAUUAUCCUUUCUAUAUCUUUUUAUACAAAAACUAGUACACCACACUGUUUGUUCUAGUCAUUGU
Mauremys reevesii (Reeves's turtle) is the source of this 1552-nucleotide messenger RNA. Its product is annotated as septin-2. Gene Ontology annotation, molecular function: GTPase activity; molecular adaptor activity; GTP binding. Lineage: Eukaryota; Metazoa; Chordata; Testudines; Geoemydidae. Gene Ontology annotation, cellular component: septin complex; septin ring; cell division site. Gene Ontology annotation, biological process: cell division; regulation of exocytosis; cytoskeleton-dependent cytokinesis. The transcript has 13 exons. The record is from RefSeq and is a predicted model, not a curated record. Bases 180 to 1229 code for a protein of 349 amino acids.